UCGCGAGCGGAUGCGAUGUAUCCUGUUCCAGAGCAGUGAAUGGCCAAUGGGAGGAGGAGGUCUCUAGUGGAGCUGCUCCGCGUCUCCAUUCAUUCAGUCCUGGGCUCCACACACACACACGUACAAACACACACACGCUCCUCGCUGCAGCCUCCCGAGCGACUCCAGAAAACUUAUUUUAACCUAUUUUUUACGCCAUUACUCGGAAGAGAGGAGGAACCACUCUUGGAUAUACCGUCUCUUAUCCGCGGGUUGUGGUUUGUUGUGUUUUUCCGAGACUAGACUUUGAUCCGAGCUCCAGAGCACCGCGGCAGACUGGGACUCUUUGGCCGGGCGAGGGCGCACCGAUCCCGGGUGCCUUUUCGGAGCGAGCCGUGGCCGUGGAUCUUACUACUUUGGAAAAAGAGGAUUACGCACAGCACCGUUCCCACCUGGAUUAAUGUCGCCGUGCGUCCUGGUUCUCCCCAGAUAGCGGAUGUUUGGUGGAGUUUAGGUCCAAAUCUACUGGUGGAUGGAUUCUACGUUAUGGACGCUUGUAUAUAGGUUUUCCGAUGCGUGCCGAGUCUGGGGUGACAGCUGGAAGUGGUGACCCCUCCACAUGGAGCUCCAAGGCACGCCGCUAGCCGCGGACGCACGCCACCAGUAUGACGCGCAGCACACGCCCAUCCUGUCCCUGGACCAGAUCCAGGCCCUGCGCUCCAGCAACGAGUACACCGAGGGGCCCUCGGUGGUGCGGCGGCCCCCGGCGCCCUGCCUGCCCCCCAGGGGCCACGACAAGCAGGAGAGGACUCACGAGGUGAUCCGCUUUACCAACAACAACAACAACGAGCACCGGCCGCACCACCACCACCACCACCCCCACCCCCACCACCACCAUGCGGCGGGGGCCCCCAGGGCCCCCGGACUCAGCCGCUCCACCAGCACGGGCAGCGCCGCCAGCUCGGGCAGCGGGGGCAGCGGGUCUUCGGAGCAGGGGCUUCUGGCGCGGUCCCCCCCGCCGCGGCCCAUAGCCACGCAGCCCCGGCCUGUCAGGACUCAGCCCAAAGCCAAGGGCCUGCUGCUGCUGCCCCCGGCCCCCGAGGCCCCGCUCAAGAAGCCCGGGCAGGGCAAGGGCCCCGCCGAGCCGCUGGGGCCCCACCAGCUGAUCUGCGAGCGUUGCGCCAAGUGCAAGUGCGGCGAGUGCACGGCUCCCCGCAGCCUGCCGUCCUGCCUGGCGUGCGGCGGCCAGUGCCUGUGCUCGCCGGAGAGCGCGCUGGAGCACGGCACCUGCAUGUGCCUGGUGAAGGGCGCCUUCUACCACUGCUCCAACGACGACCAGGGAGACUCCUGCGCCGACCAGCCCUGCUCGCUGUCGCGCUCCCACUGCUGCAGCCGCUUCCUGUGCAUGGGCGCGCUGUCGCUGGUGUUCCCCUGCCUGCUGUGCUACCCGCCCGUCAAGGGCUGCCUGAAGGCCGGCCAGAGCUGCCACGACCGCCUGACGCGGCCCGGCUGCCGCUGCAAGAACUCCAACACCGUGUACUGCAAGCUGGAGCCCUGGGCGUCCCGCAGCCCGGACAAGCCCUCCUGAUCCCCCCCCCCCCCCCCCCCGGGCAACGGACCUGUAGUGGGGGGCCCACGCACGGGCGGACAUAUGUUCGAGUGCACUUGCGUGCGGACCUGUGAGGAUGUCUACUUGCGUGCGGACCUGUGCGUGUGGGUGGGUUCACGUGCGUGCGUUUGGGUUCAUGUGCGCGUGCCAGAGACUCCUGCCGUGGACGGGGAGGUGGGCGGAGGCGGCGGACCCAGAGAGAGGAGUAACACAAAAGAAAACCACUCUGACUCUUGUUAGUUUUUGUUCUGAUCCAGGACCAUGUUCUACAGACCAGUGUUUGCCUUAACUGUUUCCACGACGACCCCGGCUCCUCAUUUACUACAGUUUUAUUUUUCUAUGUAAAGGGUUUUUAUUUCCGGUCGGCAACCUUUUGUUUGAGCCCCCCCCCCAUCAGCCUCUAACCAAAUCUGUGAAGGACCAUCUCUGAUUGGCCGUUAUGUAGCGGAUAGCAUGUUAGCAUGUAGCCACGGAGCCUCUCGCUGGUGGCCAUGUUGCAUUAACGGAAGCACAUCCAUCUCAAAGUGUUUUGCUCUUUUUGCUCAAUCUCUCUCUCUCUGUCUCUCUCUCUCUGUGUCUCUAUCCCUCUCUCUCCACCUCUAUUCUCUCUCUCUCUCUCUCUCUCUCUCUCUCUCUCUCUCUCUCUCUCUCUCUCUCUCUCUCUCUCUCUCUCUCUCUCUCUAUCUCUCUCUCUAUCUCUCUCUCUAUCUCUCCAUCUCUCCAUCAGUCAUCGGCAUUCUCCCUGGUUUUGUAUUUGUAUUUUAUUUUAUGUAUAUUGUAAACUCUCUAAUUCAUAAGAGGAAUUCUGGUUUAUUUUUAAAAAAAAAGCAAAGCAAUGUCUGUUAAAAACUUUUUUUGUUGUAAAAAAAUAUUUAUUAUGUGAAGUUCUAUUAUUUUAUGGUAUUUAUUGCAAAAGACAGUCUUAAAUUUACUCAUGCCUGAAUAUAACAAAAUAUCAAAUACUUACAGAGAGAAGGCUGCGACCAGAGGAAAACUAUGUUAACGUUAAUGCAGAAAAUAUACGAAUUAAUGACAAAACACUCUGUCUGCUGUCUUGAUUACUGUGUGUGUGUGUCUGUGUGUGUGUGU
Molecule: messenger RNA, 2677 nt
Organism: Gadus chalcogrammus (walleye pollock)
Lineage: Eukaryota; Metazoa; Chordata; Actinopteri; Gadiformes; Gadidae
Gene: spry1
Product: sprouty homolog 1, antagonist of FGF signaling (Drosophila)
Exons: 2
Coding region: 599-1567 (322 amino acids)
Biological process (GO): animal organ development; negative regulation of Ras protein signal transduction; multicellular organism development
Cellular component (GO): membrane; cytosol
Source: RefSeq, a predicted model, not a curated record